Molecule: messenger RNA, 5417 nt
Organism: Schistosoma mattheei
Lineage: Eukaryota; Metazoa; Platyhelminthes; Trematoda; Strigeidida; Schistosomatidae
Source: the annotation of a GenBank genome assembly
UAACUUAAAGGUAUGGGAUCAAGUCCCAUGCUAAGACUAUAUAUAUUCAUUGAUUUAAUCUUAUUGUAUUUUGUAAAUCGUCCAGAUGAACCAUCAGUGGGAGGCUUAUUUAUCGAUUAGCCAUUCAUUAAUAAUCUUAAUCAUUAAUUGAAGUAAACUCAUAUAAAGCAAAAUUAAUAUUCAGUUAAUACACCUUAUCAUGGUUGAGCUUAUUAUUAAUCCCACUUAUAUGAUGGAUUCUUUAAGAAUAAUUAAUUAAGUAAAGCGUAACACUUCAGAUUCUGACGGGAAUUCAUUUUUACAACUUUAUUUAUAUCAAUAUCUGAGGCAUAUUAAUGAACUGAUGUGAAAAAAACGUAUUUGAUCAUCCUUGAUUUACUUAAUAAAUUCUUCCAGUUAACUGAAAUUGGUCAAAUACAGUGAACUAUUACCAUGAUGACAUAAUUAGAUAUACAAAAAAUAGUAUAACUGAAGAAGAAUCAACAUUCAUGCCUAUUCAACAUUUUCCGUUGGAAACAACUAAUUGUACUCCAUCACCGUCAAUUCGAAUAACCAAUGGAACUGAAUGUAAAGUAUUGAUUGCUAUUACUGUUCCAACACGUAAUUGGAAAUACAUAUUCAAAGUUCGUACAGAUAUAUUAAUUGGUGAAUUAAGAAAACAAGCAAUUGAAACAUACAAUUUAAAAGAAUUAGAUUUUAUUAAUUAUGGUUUAUAUUUACCACCAGAAAGUGGUAAAAAAGGCAAAUUUUUACAAGAUGAAAGAACUAUAUCAGAAUAUCCCCAAUUAGUUGCUAUGAAAUUAAAUCCAUAUAAUGAUAAUCAAUUAUUACAUGAAAUAGAAUCAAAUGGAUUAAUGAAUGAUAGAAAAUCUAAAGAACCUGUUGUAUUAGAGCUUCUACCAAAAAUUCGUUUUGUUGAAGAAUAUCGUCUAGAAGGAUCCAAAUCAACAACUAAACGAAUUCAUUCCAAACAUCAUCAAAAACGCUUAUUAUCUGCUAUAAAACGUAAUGAUAUUGGACGUGUUACAGAUUUAUUAGAACAAGGUUUAGAUCCAAAUUUUCAAUAUCCAUCUAGUGGAGUAAUCCCAUUAGGUUGUGCAGCAGAAUUGACUGAUCCACGUGAAAUGAUAUUACAACUUGUUAAUGCUGGAGCACAUUUAGAUUAUCGUGAUUCAAAUACAAUGACUGCAUUACAUAGAGCUGCAAUCAAUGGAAAUUUAAAAGCUAUUGAGGUAUUUUUAGAAUUGGGACAAAAUCCUAAUGUACGUGAUAAAAAUAAUUUAACACCAUUAUAUUAUGCUUGUUCAGAAGAUAUUCAACCAGAAUGUAUACAACGUUUAUUAUUUGAUCAUGCUAUACUUGGUGUAACCGAUGAUAAAGGUAGACAAGAAAUUCAUCAAGCUUGUUUAAAUGGUCGUAGUAAAACAUUAAAACAAUUAAUCAUUUAUGGAGCUGAUUUAAAUGCACAAGUUGAAAAUCAUAAUACACCAUUACAUUUAUGUGUAUUAGCUGAUGAAAUGGAUUGUUUAAAUUUAUUAUUACGUUAUGGUGCAUCACCAACAUUAAUUAAUUUAUCCGGACAAACUCCAUAUGAAUUAGCUAUACUUAUUGAACGGAUGAAUUUAGCAAAUAUUUUACAAAAUUUUGAUGAACAUUUAGUUGAGGGAAUUGAUCAAAAACCUGUAUACAAUAAAGAUAGACGACCAACAAUUCAUGGACCAAGAGCAGUGUAUGACAGUGUUCACUUACUUCAAUAUAAUCAUAAUAGUAACCAUAGUAACAGUAAUAAUAAUAACAAUAAUAAUAAUGGUAAUACAAUAAGUACUCGUAAACCAAGUAAACCAAUGUCAGUAGACAGAGAAUUACCUCCAACUCCUUAUCAAAGAUGUUUAUCAUUUGACAUGAAUGAUUUAAAACAACUUACACCAAAACGAAUCAAUCAAUAUGUAUUUCAUAAUAAUAAAAUUGAAUCUCGAACACCAGAUAUAGUUAGACGUAAUAAUCUUGAUAAAAAUGAAACUACUAUGAAUAAUAACAGACCAUUAUUACCUAUUCGACGACAAAUGACAUAUAGUAAUGAUAAUGAUAAUUGUGGAGGAACGAUUUAUAAUGAUAAUAAUUCACAAGAUAUUCCCAAAUUUCCUCGACGAUUAAAUUUCCUAAGACAACGUUAUCCAAACUAUCGUAUACGUUCAAUCAUUUUGGAACGUGGAAUAACUGGUUACGGUUUUAUUAUGCAAGGAUCUGAUAAUUUUAAAGAACGAUCAUUUAUUGCUAACAAUUUACCCAGUCAAGGGAUUUUGAGCGUUCAACGAAAUAGUAAGGCGGAAAAAGCUGGACUUAUACCAGGCGAUUAUAUACUUGAGAUUAAUGGUAUGGAUGUUUAUGAUGCAACGCAUACACAAGUAGUUGAUUUGAUUACAACAACAAGAGAUAUGUUACAAUUAAAAAUUAUCAACUUUCAACAGUUACCAGAAAUUCAGUCGAGAGUUAUUAACGGUAAUCAUAGUAAUAGUAAUAAUAAUACUACUACUACUAAUAAUAAUAGUAUUAUUACUAACACAAAUUUCAACUACAGUAAUAACAAUAUUAGAAUAAUGCAUCGAACUAGUUUUUUACGUGCUGAUCUUAGACGACGUAAUACACAACGUUCUACAAGUGUUGAUAUGGCAUGGAAUACUCGACAGCUUAGUAUUGAUAAUAAUACAAUGGAUAAUAAUCAUAACAUUACUACUGCUACUACUACUACUACUACUACUAAUAAUAAUAAUAAUGACAAUAAUAAUAAUAAUAACUAUCGUCGAUCCAUUCAUACACUGAAUAUUAGUAAAACUAAUUAUUUAGAAAGAAAAUCUCAAUCAGCUGUUUUAAUCAUUAAAGAUGAAACUGAACAGUUGAAAGAUUCAUCAAGAACAACAACGACAACAACAACAGCACAACCACUGUCAACAACAUUAUCAUCAUCAUCAUCAUCAUUAUCACCAUCAAUUUCAUCAUCAUUAUCACCACAUACAUAUGCUGAUAUUACUAAUUUCAAUGAUAGUAGUAAUUAUAAUAAUCAACUUGAAUGUCACAUAUCAAAAUCAUCAAAUUUAUUGUUAUCAAAUGAAUUGAAAAACUCUGAACUUGAUCCAUCAGCAACAACACCAACAAUAACAACUUUACAUAAUGAAUUAACUAAUAGACAAAAUAAGUAUAAAUUCACUAUGAAAUCAUUAUCAUCUUUAACAACAACAACAACAACAACAACAACAACAACAUCACCAUCGUCAUCAUCAUCGUCAUCAUCAUUCUCUGCCCAACAUCUUUUAUAUUUAUCAUCAUCAUCUUUAUCAUCAAAAUAUAAACAAGAUAAUAAGAUGAUGAAUACAUUAAAACAAUAUCAUAAUGAAUCAUCUGAUCAUAAAUGGGAUUCUGAAUCAGAUUUAUUAAAUAUAUCAGAAAUCACUGAGAUUUCUGUUAUAUCUAUGAAUGAUGAAACAUUGAAUAAUAAUAUUGAUAAAGUGGUAGAAUAUAAGAAACAAUCAAAUUUUAUAAAACCAUCAACAGUUAACAUAUUAACACCGUCAUUAAUGUCGUCGACGUCGACGACAUCAUCAUCAUCAUCACCAGUAAAAAAUAAAUUGACAAAUGAAGUAAACUUUCAUAUGAAUGGUAAAUUGAGAUCAAUACAAUCGGAACCAUAUCUUCAUCAAAUGAAAGCUGAAGCGAACAAUGGUAACAAUAAGAAUAAUUAUAAUAAUCAUUCUUGUAAUGAUAUCGAAGCCUCUACAGUACAGAAAGCUCCAAUCAAUAAUAACUUGAAAAUAAAUGGUCAUGAAAUUGAUGAUGAUGAAUCAGAUUCAUGUUUAAUUUAAUCAACAAAAGAAAUAAUAAAUAAUGAUUACAUAAUUAUAAAAAGUAUUCCAGUGAAAUAAUCAAGUCAGUUCAUCAAAUAAAACAAAAAAAACAACGUUUUUCUCUACAGAUUUCAAAUUUAAUUAAUCGUAUAGGAAAAUGUUGACGAAACCAUACACCUACACGCACACCCACACUCUCGCACACACACACACACAAACAAACAAACAAAUAAGUAAACAAACAAUAAUUUAUUUGCAUUUAUUCAAAAUUCUUUGUUACUUAUUUUAUAGUCUACUUUUUAUAUUACUAAUAAAUCAUGAACAAAACUACUGAUAUUCAUUAUUUAUCAUCAUGAUCAUAAUCAUUAUUCCCAUCAUCAUUGUGUGAAAUAUAAAGAUUGAUUUAUAUAUAAAUGAAAUAAUAUUACAUCAUAUAUACAAUACAUGUUCAAUAAUGUACUUGAAUAACAUUGUAACAAGAAGGCAAUCUGUUAUUAUCAUAUCAUUGAUGUUGCUUAUUUAAACAAUCAUACUCAUAAUAUUGAACAUUGAAUAUUAAAUAUUGAACAUUGAAACUAUUAGUGAAUGAUUGAAUUUUGUUUGGCAAGAUUAUAAUUUAUGAACGAACUAAUUAAAUAUUAAAUAAAAAGUUUUGAGAUUUUAGGCGGCAAAAUUCAUUCAUGCAAUUUGGUAAAAUAGAAAUUUUUUUGAUGUUAGUUUAUGAUAUAAAAAAAAACACCCCGAAAUCUAAUUGUUAACCUUUAAUCAUCAUGUGUAAGUGAUAAUUUGAAUUCUUCACUACAUGUUCAUAACUUUCAGUUUGAUCUUCAUUAUUAAAUGAACACUCUCAUGAUUAGUUUGGCAUCAUUUAGACGUUAACCAUAAAUGACAGUCUCACGAAUAUUUUUCAACAACAAAAAAAGAAAAAGAAAAAAGAAAAAAAGAAACAAAACUUUGAAACAAUCACUUCACAUUCCAAUUUCAUUUUGGUUGUUAUUGUUGUUUCUUUAUCAUCUUUAAUAAUGGAUCAUAAUAAAUUGGAUUGUCUUUCUUCUGUUUUCUUUUCUUUCUUUUCUUUUCUUUUUUUACAAAAAAAAACAAAAAAGAAGAAAAGAAACGAAAGUCGAACAGAUUACAUUUAUUAUUAUUAUUAUUAUUUGAAUGAUGUUUGCAUUAAUUUAUAAUACACAUUGAUUGUGCACAAAAUAAUCUUUUUUCUUUUCGAGAUAAGAAAACAAAACAAAAACAAAAAAAGCAAAGAAAAAAAAGAAAGAAAAGAAAACAAACUGAUAUUCAGUAAAAUAAAGAUACCUUUUUCUUUCUUUUUUUUUAAUACAACAAUGGAUGAUUAUGAAUUUCAAUAUUAUGUAAUAUGUUCAUUAAAUUCUUAUUAUUAUUAUUAUUCUCUUUAUAGAUUUCAUUUUACGAAUCAAUAUGUCUGUUUGAAUAAUUUGAUAUGAUGUUGAUAAUGAUGAUGAUCGUGAUCAUGAUCAUGAAUGUUGACAAGUAUUCUUUUCAUAAUCACUUUCAUAUACUUUAAUUCUAAUCUGUUUGAUCUUCCCUUGCUUACUUACCUAC